GGAAGCACGUGCGUCUCUCACCCGCUCUAGCUCCGGAAAAUUGACGUUCAACGUAAUUCUGACGUACAACGUGAUUCUGGUAUUAAUUGGGUCGGUAAAAUCGGUUGAGAUUAGCAUAGAAAUCGUUUCAGAUAAACGAAUCCGCUGUGAAAAUUACUAUUGGUGUGGUGUAACAAGACUUUUAGUGAUGUGACAGUGUUUUUGUGGGUUGAACACGACUCCCAGCCGCAACGGGACCCGAUUGCUCCAAAGAGUUAUGGAUUAACUCGAAAUACGAAGAAAGGAAUACGUAAACGGUUUCAAUAAGAAGACAAAGUUAGAGCAAACGAUGCAACAGUGCUGCCAAGUCUGCGAUUAGUUUCGAUGAACUAAAAACUUCAGAAGAUCAAGCUAAUGGAUUCGACGCAAGAGAACAAGAUAACGAAGUCGCCAGCGAAGUCGAAAAGACGAGUGAUAAUGAAUGAUUAGAUUCGAGAGAUGAAUCCGGUUCGUUGAAUCGGAACGAAAUGAGUGUGAAGUGAAAUAAAAAUUACAAUAGAAUGAAUACGAAAUUCGCAGAAACGAUUAUAAUGGUUGAAAAGAAAAACUCUAAAUGUAAUUCGUUAUUUUAUUCGGUUCCAAUGAACGGUGUAUUGUGAAGUUAAAAAGUUUUUGUUCAGUCAGUAUUAAGAUUUGAAUAAUUGAAAGCAACUUUAGUUUAAUUUAACAGAGAGUAUUAAAUUCAAAAGUAAUCUGCUGAAUUUCUGAGUGAAUUUGAACGUGAUAGUGUAAAAGAUAAAAUGUACUUUGUGUUGGUAACACUAAAGUGGUUAUUGCGUAAAAAGUGUGUAGUUGAGUGAUCAAAAUGACCCCGAUACUGCAAGUCCUCAUCGCCUGCGUCAUCGUGCUGUGCAUUGGUGCAGCCAACACCCUGAAGGCCCUUCAAAUCCACGUGCCCAAGGCAGUCCUGACCGGCACAGAUGCGGAGCUGAGCUGCAGCUAUGAGCUGGAAGGCGCUCAGUUAUACUCCAUCAGGUGGUACCGGAACAUGAUGGAGUUCUACCGUUUCGUGCCUAAGGAGUCACCAGCGACGAAGGUCUUCCCGGUUGCGGAGAUCAAAGUUGACGUCGCUGCAUCAGACCAGAACAGAGUGGUGCUGACCGAUGUGGAUAGAACCCUAACAGGGGAGUACCAGUGCGAGGUGUCGGCCGACGCGCCUCUCUUCCACACGGACAUAAAGGCUGCUGAGAUGGUGGUUGUGGAACCUCCUCUCAUAAGCCCGAACGUGUCUUCAGACCGCAUGUCCUAUGUGGGAGGGGACCACAUUAGCGUCAACUGUUCGUCACCUCCCUCUCUCCCUGCAGCCAACAUCACGUGGUACGUCAACGAGCAGAUGGUCCCAGGCUUCACAGCGAACCACGUGACGAAUUUCAGUAACGGCUACGCCUCCAGUCUCGCGACGCUGGAGCUGGAAGCUGCAGCGUUGUCGCCCGUGCCUACACUUAUGAUACGAUGUGAAGCGUCGAUAUUUGACGUGUGGAAAUCGACGAGCCACACGAUCAUCUUGAGAGAGAGAAGUGCCAACCCUGCUUCUGCGUUAGGAAGAAGUUUUACGGGUGCCGCAACAGAAACGUGCUUACCAACAAUAAUGGUAUUAUUAUUACAAAUAUUCUUACAGUUCUUGUUAGGUAGUUACACGGAAACCUCGAUUAGAUAG
Ostrinia nubilalis (European corn borer) is the source of this 1696-nucleotide messenger RNA. RefSeq lists its product as uncharacterized. The transcript has 8 exons. NCBI's taxonomy places the organism in Eukaryota, Metazoa, Arthropoda, Insecta, Lepidoptera, Crambidae. The record is from RefSeq and is a predicted model, not a curated record. The coding region runs from base 845 to 1696 and encodes 283 amino acids.